GGUUAAAGGAUGAGAGAGGGAGGGGUCUGACUGGAUGGGUCCUUAAAAAAGGAGAGCAGGAAGCGGUAGAACUCAACUCACAAACAGAGCGCUGACAUGACCAGACUGCAGGAGACUAUCACCAUGGCGAUGUUGACCCUUCUACUGCUUCUCAGCGCUGCCUUUACACUGGGCGACAUAAUGACUGCGAACAUAGCAAAUGAUUUGGUGAAAUUUGCAGCAGACAAAAGAAACCCAUGCCCCAGAGGCUGGUUCCAAUUUAAUUCACGCUGCUUCAUGUUUGUCAAAACUGCAAUGACAUGGCCCAAAGCAGAGCGCCACUGUCAGUUACUUGGAGAAAAACUGGAACCUGUGCGCAACACUGUAAAGUACCUUGGCGCAAACCUGGCAUCUGUGCACAGCUAUGAAGAGUUCCGAUUUCUACAGGCGGUGGUGUUGAUCAAUACUGGCAGUUUCCCUCUUACCUGGAUUGGCGGAUAUGAUGCUGUUCAGGCAAAGGUGGAAAAGGACAGGCUAUGGUUCUGGAGUGACGGCUCCAAAUUUGAUUACGAGAGCUGGGCUGAAGGGGAGCCGAAUAACCACUAUGGUGCCAGAGAGCCAUGUAUUCAGAUGAACUUUGGAGCUGAAAACGGCUGGAACGAUGAAUCAUGUGGGAAGAGCUAUCCCUCCGUGUGCUCCAUAAGAACCUGUUUAAUCCUUCAAACUAUCAAUUGAAACCAAAAAUGCUACGCCGGUGUCAGCAUCCUAACUGCAAAUGUUAUGUAGUUAUUGUUUCUUGUCAAUAAAACAGGUGUCUGUAUUUAAUCUCAUGAGUCGUAAUUAAACAUUGAUUCACUUUGAA
Molecule: messenger RNA, 841 nt
Organism: Salmo salar (Atlantic salmon)
Lineage: Eukaryota; Metazoa; Chordata; Actinopteri; Salmoniformes; Salmonidae
Source: RefSeq, a predicted model, not a curated record